This is a messenger RNA of Ailuropoda melanoleuca (giant panda), 5512 nucleotides long. It is a transcript of the gene DENND2A, whose product is annotated as DENN domain containing 2A. Bases 319 to 3705 code for a protein of 1128 amino acids. Lineage: Eukaryota; Metazoa; Chordata; Mammalia; Carnivora; Ursidae. The transcript is spliced from 21 exons. Gene Ontology annotation, biological process: retrograde transport, endosome to Golgi. The record is from RefSeq and is a predicted model, not a curated record. Gene Ontology annotation, cellular component: actin cytoskeleton.
CAUAGAAAAAAAAAAUCUUCAUUGUUGGUGUUACAAAAGAUGGGAAGAUAACAUUCCACAUGACUAUCUUCCUAUACCAUCUUCCUGUUAUGACGUGGGGCUGCAUUUCUGUGGGCGGCCGAGUGUCGCUCAGGCUUGUGGGCAGUCGCGGCGCAGGCAGCUAAGGCCAGGGGACUUCUGUGUGGGGGAGCCCAUUUUCUCAAGCGGAGGAAGAGGUGACACCAGCUUUGAUGACUGUAGAGAGCAGGGGUCGCCAGGUGCCCACCGUGUCGGGAAGGAAGCAAGUCAUGGCGACUUGGAGCUCCUCUUGGUGCUGACAUGAUGACAGUGUGCAGGCCGGCCAAGGGCAGCCACAGCCAGACUGAAAACCUGAGCUACAAAUUGGCUGACAAGGUCAAGGUGGAAGGUCCAAAGGCUGGGGAAGACCCUCGAAGGCUGCUGUUUAGGUCCCCCAUUCCUUUCCCAGAGACUGAUAAGGAUUCACCCCCCGGAAGAAGCUCAUUGGAAAGUCUCAAUAACCUGAUGCUAGAGUCAAGAGUGGACUGUUUUCAGCAGAACAUGUUCAGCUCAGAUAUGAUCAUCAGUGACCCAGCUUCAGAUCUCAGUGCUAAAGAAGCCAGCAAGGUGGGCAAGAGGCCCCUCAGCGGUGUUCAGAACCCCUGCCCCCCUGCCCGAGGUGGGGCCCUGCACAAGUCCCUCAGCAUAAAGGACAAGAUAUCCGAAUGGGAAGGGAAAAGGGAAUUGCCCACUCCUGCACCCAGCAGGAAAGCAGAUGGGCAGGAGGACUACCUGAUGUCCUGUGUGAUGGGGAGGAGAAGCAGUGAUGGUGUGAGAGCCUGGAGCACGGAGGUUCAGGAUGGAGCCAGGCCCGAGACAGAGAGCAAGGAGAAUGAGAGGAAUAAAGGGGUUGUGAAAGUCGGGGGACAGGAUGCAGAGCCAAGGCAAGACCUCAGCCAGCCAGCCGGGCAGCUGGCUCCCAGCUUGGGCAGAGGCCGAGAGCCCAGGCUGGGCAAACAGCGCUUUCCCAACGAUAGCCUCUCGGUGCUGAGGCAGGUCAAGAAACUGGAGAAGGCUCUGAAGGAUGGGUCGGCAGGGUUGGAUCCCCAGUUACCUGGGACUUGUUACUCCCCACACUGCCUGCCGGACAAGGCUGAGGAGGGGCCCACCCUAACAGAGAAUCGUGGGGGCGUGCGUGGCUCGGAAUUCAGGUCCCACCAGUGGGACAUGGAGGCCAAGGAGGCCGCCCCUGAGGCCACAGAGGAAAGGAAAGGCUCCUGCAGGAGGCCCUGUGACCAGAGCCUGGAGGGUGUGGACAGGGGCUCGGAGGGCUCCCCGGCAAAACCCUUCAUCAACCCCCUGCCCAAGCCCCGGAGAACGUUCAAACACGAUGGAGAAGGGGACAAGGACGGGAACCCAGGCAUCAGCUUCCGGAAGGAUAAAAGGCACCUGCCUCCUCUGCCUUCUCUACCUCCCCCACCCCUGCCCUCCUCUCCCCCUCCCUCCUCCGUGAACAGAAGACUGUGGACCGGGAGGCCGAAACCCAGUGCUGACCACAGAAAGUCCUAUGAGUUUGAAGACUUACUGCAGUCUUCCUCUGAGAACAGCAGGGUGGACUGGUAUGCACAGACUAAGUUGGGGCUCACACGCACUUUAUCAGAGGAGAACGUCUACGAAGACAUUCUAGAUCCGCCAAUGAAGGAAAACCCUUACGAGGACGUUGAGUUACACGGUCGCUGCCUGGGGAAGAAAUGUGUCUUGACCUUUCCUGGUUCUCCCACUUCUUCCAUUCCCGACACACCCUCCAAGCAGUCAUUGGCCAAACCUGCUUUUUUCCGGCAAAAUUCAGAGAGGAGGAACUUCAAACUGCUGGAUACCAGGAAGCUGAGUCGGGAUGGAUAUGGGUCCCCUUCCAAAAUCAGCCCCCCCUCCACCCCCAGCAGCCCUGAUGACACUUUCUUUAAUCUUGGAGACCCGCAGAAUGGCAGGAAGAAGAGAAAGAUACCCAAGCUGGUGUUGCGGAUCAAUGCCAUUUAUGAGGCCCGGAGAGGAAAGAAACGUGUGAAGAGGCUGUCCCAGUCCACGGAGAGCAACUCGGGAAAAGUGACGGAUGAGAACAGUGAGUCUGACAGUGACACGGAGGAGAAGCUGAAAGCUCACAGCCAGCGCCUGGUCAAUGUGAAAUCACGCCUGAAGCACGCUCCUAGAUACCCAUCCCUUGACCGGGAGCUCAUGGAGUACCAGCAGAGGCAGCUGUUCGAGUACUUCGUGGUCGUGUCCCUGCACAAGAAGCAGGCCGGGGCUGCGUAUGUGCCAGAACUCACCCAGCAGUUCCCUCUCAAGUUGGAAAGGUCUUUCAAGUUCAUGAGAGAGGCUGAGGACCAGCUGAAGGCUAUCCCUCAAUUCUGUUUCCCUGAUGCCAAGGAUUGGACUCCUGUCCAGCAAUUUACCAGUGAAACCUUCUCAUUUGUCUUAACUGGAGAAGAUGGGAGCAGACGGUUCGGUUACUGCCGAAGACUGCUGCCUGGUGGCAAAGGGAAGCGUCUCCCUGAAGUUUACUGCAUCGUGAGCCGCCUGGGAUGCUUCAGCCUCUUUUCAAAGCAGGCAACGCCUAUACCCACGAGCAGUCACUUCCCAACCCUAGUAAUUGCCAAUCUGCUUUCGCUCUCUAUGGAUUUGUCUAUUCUGAACAUUUUAUCCAAGUGGAAUCAUACAAUCUUGGAUGAGGUGGAAAAACGGCGAGGCAUCUCUCCUGCCCUGGUACAGCCCCUCAUGAGGAGUGUCAUGGAAGCCCCUUUCCCAGCACUGGGCAAAACCAUUGUUGUCAAGAACUUCUUGCCAGGAUCGGGAACUGAGGUGAUUGAACUGUGCCGCCCACUGGACUCCCGGCUGGAACACGUAGACUUCGAGUCUCUCUUCUCCUCUCUCAGCGUCCGCCACCUGCUCUGUGUUUUUGCCUCCCUGCUUCUGGAAAGGAGGGUCAUCUUCAUCGCAGACAAGCUCAGCACGCUGUCCAAAUGCUGCCAUGCCAUGGUGGCCGUCAUCUACCCCUUCACCUGGCAGCACACCUACAUCCCCGUGCUGCCGCCCGCCAUGAUCGACAUCGUGUGCUCACCAACCCCCUUCCUCAUCGGGCUGCUCACCAGCUCGCUGCCGCUGCUCAGGGAGCUGCCACUGGAAGAGGUCCUUGUGGUCGACCUCGUCAACAAUCGGUUCCUCAGACAGAUGGAUGACGAGGAUUCCAUCCUGCCCAGGAAGCUUCAGGUGGCCCUGGAACACAUUCUGGAGCAGAGGAAUGACCUGGCUAGUGACCAGGAUGAAGGGCCCCCGGACUGCAAGCACGGCCCUGAGUCCAGCCCCUUGAAUGAGGUGGUGUCUGAAGCCUUUGUCCGCUUCUUCGUGGAGAUCGUGGGCCACUACUCCUUGUUCCUGACAGCGGGCGAACGCGAGGAGAGGACCCUGCAGCGAGAGGCCUUCCGCAAAGCCGUCUCCUCCAAGAGCCUCCGCCGCUUCCUGGAGGUUUUCAUGGAGACCCAGACUUUUCGGGGCUUCAUCCAGGAGCGGGAGCUGCGCCGGCAGGAUGCCAAAGGUCUGUUUGAGGUCCGAGCCCAAGAGUACCUGGAAACACUCCCCAGUGGAGAACACAGUGGUGUCAAUAAGUUCCUGAAGGGACUCGGCAAUAAAAUGAAGUUUCUCCACAAGAAAUAAUCUUCAGCUCAGCCUCCAGGGAAAUCUUCUCCUAGGUGCAACCACAUUUUUAAAAAACAAUCCUGGUGGCCUUCCUGAAACGCUGGGUCCUGGUUGUCGCAGGUGCAGGAUAAAGGCCAGGAUGGUUUCCGGCUGCCACAGGGCCUCCCCAGGGCCCAGCAGGUGCUGCUUCUUUGGAACAGCCCUGGAAAGGGGACCUGAGACCAGGCACAGCAGCAACAUUCAAAUGGACCAUUUGGGUUGUUGGGUUUGGGAUUUUUUAUAUUUUUACUCUUAGGUAUUAAAAGAAAGAAAAGUGUUUGGGUUUUCUUUUUAUUAUGCCAGGGCUAAGAAAACUCUCUCCUGCCCUCUGCCAUAGUGCCCUGGUUCAUCCUGCCUGGCAGCGGGCUCUGAAGGAAAGAGGAGGGCAGGAGCUGUGACCAGGGACGGGGAAACAAGACGCCGCUCUGGCCAGAGCUGGGGACAGACUCAGGUGUUAGGGGAGGAGGGCUGUGGUGGUCCUACAGCACCCAUGCUCACAGGUGUCCGGUGAGUCCGUUUGGGGAAAGGAUUGGCCUGUGUGUGGAAUGGGGCUGUAUUGGGCCUGAAGGAAGAUCAGGAACACCCGAGGCAUUUGGCUUCCUGGGCUGAGCUGCACUUCCAGGCCGGCCAGUGACGCCACCUGGUGGCCGAGGCCACUUGUCGUGUUACCCACUCCUCUCCACCCGAAUGGAUCUGACACUUCCGGAUGGCCUUUUUUUUCUCUUCGAAGCCAUAGAACCAUCCACUGCCCAAACAGUCCAUGACUUUUAGAGAGACACACAAAAAGAGAUCUCCUCAUAAGAUCUGUUAAUAAAAUAUUCUUGGGGUCCUUAAAACACAUAAGCCACAGCUUUGACCCUAUUCCCAUUUAUGUUGUAGGGAAUGUUUCCCAUCUCAUUGUAGGGACCCAGAUCAGCAUAAAUGGAAGGGCUUGUGGUGUUGACGUUUACAAGAGAGGUCGUCAGAACUUCGGGGCCUGCUUCAUCAGACUCAUGCACCAGCUAGGCAGCUUGCCUUCUCGGGACCGGAAGCAGAGAGGUGGGGGAAAAAGCUGCACCCCAAGUCCUGUCCUGCAAGGGUCUCAGUGAGGAUGCGGGAGGAGAAGGCGGGCAGCACAGGCAAGUUCUCAAGCAGGCCUCAGGGCCACCAGUGGACCCCCUCUGGAUGGCACCAGCACAUCCCACCAGCGGACCCCCUCUGGAUGGCACCAGCGGUCCCAACAAAAACACAGAAGGGAUGUGCUCUGACCUUGGCAACGGCCCAAGGACUUGUGCCACUUGGCAGAGGUUCUCACCUUUAGAGAGUUGGGAGCAAGGGGGUCUUCUAAGGAAAAAAAAAGAACAAGAAGAAAGUGAAGAAAUGAUUGCUCUCUCAUUCAAUAUUAGAGGCUCUUAACUGGAGUCCUGGAUGACCCCCUCCCACCUGGAAGUUAUAGCCAAGAUUUGGUGUGCCUGUUUGUUCUUUAGGAGAGGAUCCACAGUUUAUAUCAGAGUCUCAGAGGGGUCCAAGGGCCCCCAAAAUGGUUGGAACCAGGCAAUGCAUCACAAUUAGCCUCAGUAGGUACGUGCGGUUGGGGUUGCGGGGGGAGAUGGAAGGGGAAUCUCUGAGUGUUGGGGGCUCAGGAAUUCGUACCUAACCACCUCCUCAGAUUAGUUAAUUUUAUAAAUAACAGUAUUCUGCCCAGAGAUGAUCACUUUUAAUAUUUUGGAAUAUACCUUCUUUUCUAACUUAUUUCAUAUUGUUUACUUAACACCUCCAAGUGAAUAAAUACACGCCUUUGUCAACA